Caretta caretta (loggerhead turtle) is the source of this 1407-nucleotide messenger RNA. It is a transcript of the gene PPP1R7, whose product is annotated as protein phosphatase 1 regulatory subunit 7. The record is from RefSeq and is a predicted model, not a curated record. Lineage: Eukaryota; Metazoa; Chordata; Testudines; Cheloniidae. Gene Ontology annotation, molecular function: protein binding.
GGCCUCUGCGAAAACAGCAGUUGAGCUGAUUGGCGGAAAUCCUUGCCCCGCUCAUUGGUUGUGCCCGUUGCUGCGACGGGGAGUGGGUGGGGGUCAGGAAAAGCGACAUGGCGGCGGCAAGAGGAGAAGGGCCGCUGCAGGAGAUGAUGGAGGUUGACAGGCGGGUAGAGUCAGAAGAGUCAGGAGAUGAAGAAGGGAAGAAGCAAGCAGGUUGCAUAGUAACAGACCUCAGUCAGCAGAGCCUGAGAGAUGAGCAGAAUGGGGAGAAUUUAACAGGAGAGGCAGAGACACCAGUGGAUAUGGAGACAAUUAAUCUGGACCCGGAAGCUGAGGAUGUUGACCUGAAUCACUUCCGAAUUGGAAAGAUUGAGGGAUUUGAAGUGCUCAAGAAAGUGAAGACUCUGUGUCUGCGUCAGAAUUUGGUUAAGUGCAUCGAGAACCUGGAACAGUUGCAGACUCUCAGAGAACUGGAUCUCUAUGACAAUCAGAUCCGGAAGAUUGAGAACUUAGAGGACCUGACAGACCUUGAGAUCCUGGAUAUCUCUUUUAACUUGCUGCGACACAUUGAAGGACUAGACCGGCUCACCCAGCUUAAAAAACUCUACCUGGUCAACAAUAAAAUCGGCAAAAUUGAGAACCUGAGCAACUUACAGCAAUUACAGAUGUUAGAGCUGGGAUCCAAUCGAAUCCGGGCAAUUGAGAAUACUGACACACUGACUAACCUGGACAGCCUGUUCCUGGGAAAGAACAAAAUUACCAAGCUCCAGAAUUUGGAUGCACUGACAAACUUGACAGUGCUCAGUAUACAGAGCAACCGGCUGACCAAGAUCGAGGGUCUGCAGAACCUGGUGAAUCUGCGUGAGCUGUACCUUAGCCACAAUGGCAUAGAAGUCAUCGAGGGACUGGAGAACAAUAACAAACUUACAAUGCUGGACAUUGCAUCCAAUAGGAUCAAAAAGAUUGAAAAUGUCAGCCAUCUAACAGAGCUGCAGGAAUUCUGGAUGAAUGAUAAUCUCAUUGAGAGUUGGAGCGACCUGGAUGAGCUGAAGGGAGCCAAGAAUUUGGAAACUGUAUAUCUGGAGAGAAACCCCCUGCAGAAGGAUCCUCAGUACCGGCGCAAAAUCAUGCUGACUCUUCCUUCUGUCCGGCAGAUUGAUGCCACGUUUGUCCGAUUCUGAACUUCCUGCCUACCCUCUCUCCUUCCUUCCUUGGAGAAAUGUCCCAGUUGGGUUUUUUAUCCACUUACCACUACCCAAGUCUUCAGUACACUGGCACAGAGAAAACAGCCAAUAAAAAGCACUGAGUACCAGAUCUUGUGUAUAAUGCACUCUCUCUCGUUGUUUUUGAAAAAUUAUGAUGAUGAUGAUUAUUAUUAUUAUUAUUAUUAAUAAAUCUUAACACAUGAUA